UGUUAAUUGCAAGCAUAUUGUUUUAAUUUCAUAAAUAUUUGUUUGGAUAGAAAAUGGUUUUCUAAUUCCUUACGUAUGAUUACUAAUGCUUUUCAGAUAACUUACAAGUAUCAUUGACAUUUUGACCUUUAUUAAAAUAUUGUUCAAAAAUUGAUGGAAUAAUGAGUAGUCAGCACCAAUACUUAAAUGCUGAUUUCGAACAAAAUAAAUUUGGCGAAAUAGAUCAUGUUGAACUUCUUGGCCAAAAUCUUAGCAACCUAUGUUGUUCAGAUAAUUAUUCCGAUGUAAUUUUAGUUGUAGAAGGUGAAAAAAUACCAUCUCACAAGGUCAUUUUAGCAAGCCGCAGUGAGUUUUUUAGGGCACUUCUGUUUGGUGGUUUAAAGGAAUCUAGUCAGGAAGAAAUUGUUCUCAAAGAAGUUCCAAUAAAAGCUUUUCGGGAAUUGCUUAAAUAUAUUUACACAGGUCACUUAUUUCUUCAAACAUUGAAUCAUGGAACCAUAUUAGAUAUUCUGGGACUAGCACAUGAGUUUGGUUUUAUUGAACUUGAAAUAUCAAUAUCAGAUUAUCUUCAGAAAAUUCUUAACAUUAGAAAUGUUUGUUUUGUUCUAGAUGCUUCUAGAUUAUAUGGCUUAUCUCGUUUGACUGAAAUUUGCCAAACAUUUAUGGAUAGACAUGCCAAAUAUAUUUUGGAAGAUGAUUCAAUUAUGCAGUUAUCUUCAGAAUCAUUACAUGAAGUUUUGUUAAGAAAUUCCUUUUAUGCUCCUGAAAUUGAUAUAUUUCGUAUGGUUAUGAGGUGGUGUGCUAAUAAUCCGGAAAAGAAUGCUGAGGAACUUAUCAGUUGUGUAAGAUUAUCACUAAUAAAACUUAAGGAUUUAUUAACUCUCGUACGGCCAAUAGGAAUUGUGAAACCAGAAAAGUUACUAGACGCCAUUGAAGAAAAAGUAAAUGUUCCUGAUGUUUCUUUACCCCACAGGGGAAUGUUAGUUUUAGAUGAAAAUGUUUCCACUACAACUUUGCAUGCAAAAGUUCUGCAAGGAGAGAUGAGGUCUGCCUUGUUAGAUGGUGAUACUCGAACCUAUGACAUGGAAAUGGAUGCAGGUUAUACUAGACAUGCUAUAACUGAUGCAGAGGAUCAGUUCAUAGUUGUAAAACUUGGUUGUAGAUAUAUAGUAAACCACAUUAAAAUGCUCCUUUGGGAUAGAGACACUCGAGCUUAUUCAUACUAUAUUGAAGUAUCACUAGAUCAAGAAUCUUGGGAGAAAGUUAUUGAUUAUAGGCGCUAUUUGUGCAGAUCUUGGCAAUAUUUGUAUUUUCCAUCCAGGGCAGUUCAAUAUAUCAAAAUUGUUGGAACAAAUAAUACAGUUAAUAAGGUGUUUCAUCUUGUGUCAUUUGAGAUAAUGCACAGCUCUUCCGUUCCCGAGUUACAAAAUGAUUUAGUUGUUCCCAUAAAAAAUAUUGCUACAUCCGAGUUUAGUGCUACAGUUGUUGAAGGUGUCAGUCGUAAUCGAGAUGCUUUGCUCAAUGGUGACACCAGCCACUAUGAUUGGGAUUCCGGUUAUACAUGUCAUCAGCUUGGUUCAGGCGCAAUAUUGGUACAACUCGGUCAACCUUACAUUAUUGGUUCAAUUAGGCUUUUACUGUGGGAUUGCGAUGAUCGUAGCUAUAGCUAUUAUGUUGAAACAUCUGUCAACUACGUCGACUGGGAGAUUGUCGCCGACAAACGUAAAGAACCCUGCAGAUCUUGGCAACUGCUAACAUUCAAUCCACAUCCUGUUGUUUAUAUAAGGAUUUUGGGGACACAUAAUACUGCUAAUGAGGUAUUUCACUGUGUCCACCUAGAAUGCCCCGCACAAAAUUUGCUUACAUCUGCAUAUGUUUUUAAUGACCGUAGUGGUGACGAACAACAAUCCUCUCGGCCACCAUUAGCAGAAACUGCACAAGAAGCAGAAGAAGCUGCAGCAAAUAAUAAUAAUGAUUCUGUUGAUUUAGUAUAUGAAUAAAAAUAUGAUUGUAGUAUUCUAUAGAUCUUAUAAGAAUUUGACAAAAAAAGCUUCAGAAUGAACUUAUGAAUUUAAAUGAUUUGCAUUUCAAUAUAUCAUAUAGCGUUUAUUCAUCAGAUAUUAUUGACAAGUUAAUAAGUGGAAGAUUAUUAGUUAGAUACUGAAAUUUCUAGACAUUUCAGAAACAAAGAAAAAAAAAUAUUUAAAAAAAAAUUAAGUGCAGCACGUUGCAUUAUAGGCAGAUUUAAAAUUUUAUUCUAAUAAAUAGAACGUGUGUUUGUUAAUAAUAAUACAUCACAUUGCCACAGGUGCUAUUGAAUAUUCUUGUAAAUAGAUAUUUUUCUGUAUUAUUUUGCUUAAGAA
Ctenocephalides felis (cat flea) is the source of this 2363-nucleotide messenger RNA. RefSeq names its product BTB/POZ domain-containing protein 9 (gene BTBD9). The transcript has 16 exons. The coding region runs from base 162 to 2000 and encodes 612 amino acids. Gene Ontology annotation, biological process: modulation of chemical synaptic transmission; circadian behavior; adult locomotory behavior. Gene Ontology annotation, molecular function: protein binding. NCBI's taxonomy places the organism in Eukaryota, Metazoa, Arthropoda, Insecta, Siphonaptera, Pulicidae. The record is from RefSeq and is a predicted model, not a curated record.